CUUACCAUGACCUCCCUCUUGCACUUGAACAACCACUCCUCGUCUUCCCCGCUCCCACCGCACCACCCCGCUCAUCUCUCACUACUCUGCAUGAACAUUCCCUCCUCUCAUACCCUCCACUACAACGGCAUAAACGUGUUUCCCGUCCUGCCGUCCAUUUUCCUUCUACCGUCCUUCCAUACGCCCAUCGGCAUGAACACGUUCAAUUUCCACCUGACACACGCUUACCCUGCACCUUGGUUGACAUCCCUCCACACCAGCCUAAUCCAACCAAUCAUAGCCACCGCAAUGUUUCAAACAACAGAGGCAAAAGUAACCACGCCUCUUGUUUCUCCAUGA
Molecule: messenger RNA, 339 nt
Organism: Bipolaris zeicola 26-R-13
Lineage: Eukaryota; Fungi; Ascomycota; Dothideomycetes; Pleosporales; Pleosporaceae
Exons: 1
Source: RefSeq, a predicted model, not a curated record